ACAAAAAAUUCUAAGUGACAAAGAUGGAAGCCGCCAGUGUGGAAGCCGGUGGGAAAAAUCAUUUACACGAUGUUUUAUCAGAAACCGAACUUGCUACCAUAUCAAAUCCCGUGGUUCAUAAAAUAAAUUCAUAUAUUGACAAAAAAUUUGAAGAAUAUUUGACUUCCAAAGCCUUACACGAAACCAGUAAAACGCAAAUAGAUGAAAAAAUUGCAGCAUCUGAAGCUAUUAUCCUUGAGUUAACAACUAAGUAUGAAGAUGCUGCUAAGAAAUUAUUAGUUGCUGAGGAAACCAUAACAGAGCUUGAGAAGCAUGUCAGUUCUCUCAAUUCCGAACUAGAAAAAACCCGUGAAAGAGUUUAUCGAUUAGAGAAUGAGUCAAUAUCUCUUAAAAGCGCAAGAGAUGCAGCAGUGGAUGAAAGGAAUGAUCUAACAAGGAUUCUACAACGGCGUGAUGCCGAAAUAGAGAGACUGACGGCAAAUGAAGCUUCCCUUUCUCAACAACUUCGCUCUGCUAUUGAUUCUAAAUGCGAAGCCUUAGCCCUAAAUGAUGAAAUCCAGAGCAAAGAACUUUCAUUACAAUAUCGUGAAAAACGUCUGGACCAGGAAAGGGUUUUGCUAAAUUCCCAGAUAGCCUCCUUAACAGAUGAAGUGAAUCGUCUUACUACAGAACUACAAACAGUGAGAUUAAAUAAUACAAGCAGGCUGGUGAGCUUAGAAACUCAAUUAUCUGAGAAGGUUGAAGAGUUAAAUGCAGCAAACGAAACAAUAGAACAAUUAAAUGAAAUAAAGAAAAACCUAAAUAGCCGUGCUGAAAAUCUAACGCAACGCUUAAUGGAACAAAGAGAAAUAGAGAACAAAAUGUCAGAAAACUAUAAAAAAGAAUUAGAUGCCAAAACAAAACUUGCUGAUUUGUUCAAAACUAUGCAUGACGAUGCAGAAUCAAAGACUUCUGAAUUAACAGAAGGUAUCACUGAGUUACAGAAAUUACUGAAUGAAGCCACUGAAAAAUAUGGUGAAUUAGAAACUAAAUAUAAACAGGCUGAACUAGACCAUGAAGAACUUAUGGAGAAGAAAAACGAAAUAAUAUCAUCCUUAAAGAAUGAGUUAGAACAUGCUAAUGAUUUACUGAAAGCUGCCGCCGCACAGAAUCUGGAUAUGGCUCUGAGUGAUUUGGCUCCAUCUGCUGCUACUGCAAGCAAACUUUUGAAAUCCGGUAUGUCGUUGACCCAGAUAUAUUCACAGCUUGUGAAACUUACUGAGGAAUUAGCUCAAGAGAAAGAAGAAAAUCGCCGUCUAAAUAUAACCAUUAAUAAGAUCGUGCAAGAGCUAGAAGAGAAAGUACCGCUACUACAAAAACAAAAGGCGGAAUAUGUUGAGGUAAUGGAAAGUAACACUGCCUUGACACAACAAAUUGAUUCACUGGUUAUAGAAUGUAAUAGACUCAGGGACGACUAUAAUGAAUCCUCUAAAAUUGCAAAUCAUUAUAGCCGUGAAAAUAAUAGACUGAAAGGGGAACUUGCUGAUUUAGGAAGACAAGUCUGCUUUUUGCUGAAGGAGAUAGAGCACAGUCGAGGUAGUCUUCUUAAUGGCGAUCACGACGCUUCGCACGCAGCAAAUACUAGCAACACUUCCGAUAUCAACUCUUCACGAAUAAUUUCAAAGACAUUAGUGACUUUCAGUGACAUACAAGAAUUGCAAGCUAAUAACCAAAAGCUUUUAAGAAUGAUUCGUGAACUAACGGAUAAACAAGAGGAACUAGAACGCCAGAAAGAACAAUUUGAAAGUGGUGAAAUGGAAAAUAAAAUCGAAGCACUGAAACAAAGAGUUACGGAGUUAACAGAAGCUCAAGAUAGACAAACAAAAAUGGUCAACGGUCUGAUCAGGCAACGUGACAUGUUCAAAAAAUUAUACCACGAUCACAUGAAAGGUAAGCGACAUGAGCUAUCAACAGCUUUGGAUACGUCAGAUUUAGACAAAUCUGAUCGAGAAUCGUUCUUGAUGGACACAACCCCUGAUAAGUCACCAAAACCACCAAAUGUAGAUCCUACAGUAUUUGAAACGAAGUUUAAAGAAACUGAAAAACAAUUAGAGCUCUUAAAAGAAGAAUACAAAACAUACAAAGAAGAGAAGGUGACCAAUGAAAGAAUGUUAUUUGAGCAGAUUGAUAACAUGAGACAAGAAAUAGCUAAACUUACUGCUGCCAAUAGUAAGUGUGCUUCGACAUCAGAAUACAAUAAUGAAAGACUGAAAAUACUGCAAACAAAUAUUAAUACUUAUAAAAAACAAAUUUCAUCAUUGGAGGAAAAGAAUAAAGCUUACAAUACUACCAUAGCCAAACACGAGGUGUCCUUGCAACAUUUAAGAGACGAAAUAUUAAACGCGCAAGGAAAGCUCGCAGCUGCAGAGAUCCAAUGCGAAAACUUGAAAUUAGAAAACAAGCUAUUGAAAGAUUCGGAAUUAAGAUUGCAAACAGAAAGGGAAAUCCAAAAUCGAGAAAGACAGGGGCAAUCAUUGCUUUUAAAGAAUUUGGAAUUGAUCAAAGCAAGCUUAGAACGGGUAGAGGUGGAAAAUCGUUCUAAAAUUGAAACAAGGCUUGACGAAGCCACUCGUGAAUGCGCAGCUUUACGUAGACGUCUUCAAGAAGAACAAGAUAGGUUUAGAGAAUUAGCAGCUCAUCUUGAACGUCAAACAGAUACUGCCAAGUCACGCAUGAACGAAGAAAAGGAAGCAGCUGAUUUAAUGAGAAAAGAAAUCCAGCAGCUGAGAGAAGAUUUAAUCAAUAAAGAAAAAGCUAAUGAAGAUUUUGCUAGGAAACUAAAAGUUGCCCUGUCACCAAGUACAGAUGGGUCGCUGGAUGCCGUUAAGAAAAUAAAAGAAUUAGAAAAUAAGUUACACGAUAAAGAAACUGAAAUUAAAUCCCUAUUAGAUCAACUUAGCACAGCUAAAGAACAUAUAAAACAAUAUUGUGACAUAUCGGAGAGUGCUGAAAAAGAAUUGAAAAAUCUUAAUGAUGAAUAUCAGAAAUAUAAGACAGAAACAGAGACUAAACUCGCAGAAAAUGCUAAGAAGUUGCAGCAGUUAGAGGAUAAAUGUUCUGAAUUGGAAACGGAACUCUCUCUUCAAGGAAAUGGAGAAUAUUCUAACAUAAAUAUCAAUUUGAAAAAUGAGCUUGAAGCAACGAAAGAAGAAUUAAGGAAUGUCAUGACUAACUUCGAGAGUUGUCGAAGCGAUCUCGAUGUCGCUCGGUCCGAGAUUACUAAAUUAUCUGAGGUUGUACAAAAUGCAGAAGAAAAAUACACUCAUGAAAUGAUCUUGCAUUCAACAGACAUUCAAACAUUGUCUCGUGUUAAAGAAGAUUUAUCCAGGGCGCAAAAUCAAAUUAAUGAGUUAGUUGCUAUCAAAAAUAGCGCCAUUGAAAAGGUGGAAAGUGAAAAGCAGGCUUGGAUCGAGAGAGAAAAAAUAAUAACUGCAGAAAAUGAACAGUUGACUCAACGUUUGAAGGAUCUCAACGACCAAAAUGCCCUUUUGCAUGAUCAAAUACAAGCAUUAGGUACACAACUAUCUGUUUCUCACGCUUCUAAAUCACGUUCAGAAAGUAUGAACGAAUCAGCUAAUGAUUCUACAAUGAAUAUUUCCAUUGGAGAAGAGGAUGUUAAGUCUUCUGAACAAUUAUUCCAAAUAGUUAAAUUCUUAAGAAAAGAAAAAGAUAUAGCAAUGGCUAAAUUUGAUAUUUUACAAGCCGAAACUAUGAGGCUAAAAUCACAGCUUGAAAUAACUGAGAAACAAUUGGACGAGAGUAAACUGUUACUAGCUUCCGAAAGAGAAAAAUCGGAAGUUAAUAUGGUAACAGUGUCCAAGCAAUCGGAUAUAUUGAGAAAAGUUGAAACACUUAAUGCGUUAACUGACAGUAAUAGAAUUUUAAGAGAGGAACGAGAUACAUUAACCAUCCGUGUUGAUGAACUAACAACUAUGGUGAAGUCUUUAGAAGACCAACUUAGUCCGCUUCAGGAGAAAAUAAGUGAUUUAACAUCAAAGAAUGAUACGCUGCAAACUGAAAACACGUCAUUUAAGGCGGAUUGUGCAAGAUGGAGGACAAGAGUCAACGCUCUUGUUGAACGUGCUAAUAAAAAUAGUCCAGAAGACUGGAAACGUCUACAGAAUGAAAGAGAAACGUUGGCUAAAAUGUUGACGAAUGAAAAGGAAUCUAAUAAAAAAUUAAACGAAGAAUUAUCUUCAAUCAAAAUAGAAAAAUCCAAGUUAGAAGAACAAUAUUCACUACUUUCCAGACAGCAUAAUAAUAUUGUGGAGGAAAAUAAAAAACUCAAUGAGGAGCUGCAAGUACUUAAAGAUGACAUGGCACGACUUACAGAAGAAUUAGGAAGAGUCAAGGCAGAACAUAAUUCGACCACUGAGACUAACAACAAACUAACAGAAGAGCUUUCCAAUAAAGAAGCUUCUCUUAAUGACAUCAAGAAUAAGGAAAUGCAAAUCCGAAAAAUUGCCAAAAAAUAUAAGGGACAGUAUGAAGAAUUGGUAAAGACGGUGGAAGAAGAGAAGAAGAAAAAUGAAGGAGAUGCAGCCGCAGCUGGCGCUUCUUUAGUGGAGAGUACGAAAAAAGUGGAAGAACAAUUAAGUGAAAUUCAAGCACAACUAGAAUCUGAGAAAUCAAAUAAUGAGAAACUGAAACAAGAAAUUGAAACGCUCAAAACUGCAAAUAUGGAUAAAGAAGAAAAAGCCAAGCAGGUUUUGAAACAGGCAAAGAGUAAAAUUGUUCAAUUAACUGAACUUAAAAACAGUCUUAGCAGAGAACUAGACGAAUCACGUACAAAAAUUGGUACCAUCGAACAAAGCACACGCGAUGAGCAAGAUGCGAGGCUAGAACUGAUUAAAUCGCAAUAUGAGGGACGUUUAUCUAGACUAGAAAAGGAGGCGCAAGCUGAGAAAAGUAGGGAGAUUGAAGCGUUGAUGCAAAAAGUGAAUAUGUUGCAAAGGCAACUAGCGAAUCAAUCUUCAACAGGAAAACAACAGGCCACUACUGAAAAAACAACAUCCGAUCCACCAACAGCAAACAUCAAACCAAUGGCAGGUGUGGCACAGCAGAGUGUGUCCGCAAGUCGUCGUGGUGGCGAGACUCCAUUAGCGUCUAUUCGUCCUAUGGCCCAAGUUGGCCCAACAGCGCCUCACGAUGCUCACAGCACCGAAUACAUGCCUGCUUCAUCCUCGCGUCCAUUGCCGAGGGCUUCCUUAGCAUCCGCCGCCUCGGCUGGAACUACACCGCCGGAAUCCACUCAGGAUAUGGAUACGAGUGAUGUAGGUAUGGGAAGUGCGGUUUCUAGUGACAAUACAGCACAAUCUUCAUCACAUUCCACAGCGCCGCAGCAGGCUGUAGCGCUCGUGAUGCCUCGUAUAGAACAACCUAGCGGUGUUAAUUCCGGUGCUGUGGUCACUCCGGCCGCUAGCUCGGCCGCGCCCGGCGCCACCAACGCCCCGCAAUCAACCGCCGCUGCACCUAACGCGGGUACAGUAAGCGCGGGUUCCACGUCCACGGGAACGAGCGGUCAGUCCGGUGUCAGUACAUCACACGCCACUCCACUAGUCAGCACUUCUCAUACAGCUCCCGGAGUCAGCACGUCUCACACGGCGCCCGGGGUGACUACUACCCACGCUGCCCCUGGCGUUAGUACUUCCCACGCUGCUCCCGGCGUUAGUACUUCCCACGCUGCUCCCGGCGUCAGCACUUCCCACGCUGCUCCCGGCGUCAGCACUUCUCAUGCUGCCCCUGGCGUCAGUACGUCCCACCCGCCGCCCGGUGUAAGCACGUCACACGCGCCACCAGAUGCUCGCCCACAGAAACGAAGACUGCAACAGCGACCAGUCACCGCUAAGCGGACGAGGGUGCAGGGCUUCGAGCGUUCUGUAGAAGUGGAGUAUCAGGUACCAACAUCAUCUCGCUGCGACCAAGAUGACGAAGGCGUGAUAGUAGUUGACUCUGAAGAAGACGAUGAAAGAUGCACAGGAACUAUGUACAGGGAAGGAGAGGAAGACGAAGAAGAUAUGGAGGAAGAGCAGGAAGUAGAGGGGGGAGAGGAAGAGGAGGAUGUGGAGGGGGAAGAAGAGAGUACUGCGCGACAGGAGUCUCCACUGCAGUCCCCGGAAACGGGCGCGGCGGAUGCAGACGAGGCGGGCGAGCGCUCGGAGGCGGCCGCGCCUGUCGCCGAACCGGACAGCGAACCUGCACCCAUACAGCAAAUAGAGGCCAUCAGCAGUGGCACUGAACCCAGCGGAGCUCUAUCGCUCGGUGGGAACGGUGCCGACGAUGGAGAUGACAGUAUUGUACCAUCAACACCUACACUAUAUGUUCCCAGACGAAAUGACGGGUUCGGUGAAGCAGUAGUUUCACCGGUGGGCGGUCCGGAGGGCGCAGGCGCUCGGUUUACGUUCGCGGAGGCCGGCGGCGCUGCGUCACACCACGACACACACGCGGACUUAGCCGCUGCACUACCCCCGCCACACGCAUCACACCACACUCGUGCGGAGGGUGACCGCGAGUGGGAGGAGUCCCGCGGCGAGGAAGAAGCGGCGGCUGUCAGUUCACAGGGAAGCGAACCGUCCUCACCGCACCAGCAGGUGGCGGAGGAGGGUCGGGAGGCGGAGGCUAGUGCAGCCCCCCGACGUGCUGGUCCGCCGCCCCCAUCACCCUCACCAUCACCAUCACCGGCCGGACACCAUCGUUGGAUGAGAGCCGCUGACAGCGAGAGCGGAGCCCGAGGUCGCGGUUCACGCCCGCGCGGUCGUCCGGCCAGAAGAUCGCACAACUACAUGCGUUUCUAAAUCUAAAAAAAUUAUAAAACAAUACUAAAUACAUAAUUAUACUAGUUUUUUACUACGACUUGCAUCGCCAUCCUGUACGCGGUCAGUUCCAAAGCUUUAUGUCCCAAUAAAAUUGCUCAAAUCAAAAACAUCGUCGAAUAUAACGGUAUACGAUGCAAGCGUGUGCUAAGAACACACACAACAAUACUGAAUACACUAUUUCUUAAUCUAAUAUCUCAGUUGUUAAAAUACAACUUUAUGUUGUCGACUAGGUACUUUCAUCUUUAUUAGUAUUAUAGUAUUGAUAGCGCUUAUAUUUUUAAGUAUGUGCGGGAAUGGUUGUGGAAUUGUGCACUGUGUAACUAAUUGUGCAUGAACAUACACAUAGCAAUGUUAAGGAAUACAUCUCUGACUGCGGUUUUAUAAAAUACUAGUAACUUUAAAAUUAAUGUGUUUUUGUCCAAACAUAUGUAACUUAAUGAUUAUCUAUCCCUAACUUCUGUUACUUUGAUACUUAUGCAUCUUUUGAACAAAAUUUUUGAUAAAUAUAUAUAUAUAUAUUAUGAAACAGGUUUCACAUAUAUAUUUCUUAACAAUAAUAAGUCUUGAGUUGUGUAACCUGUGUACGGUUAUAAACUAUUAAUAUAAUAUAACUUAUGUGUUAACUUCCAGUUAGUGUGUAAGUCAAACAUUUCCAUUUAAUGAUAUCUAUACAAUAUAUUGUCUUGAAUACAUAAUUUUGACGUACCUUAUUAUAUACUAAGCAUGUUUUCUGUUUAUUAUAUCAAAUGUCGUACAAUUUUUAUAACAAAAAAAAUGUGUAUUUGCAUUUAAGGUUAACUGUCCUAUAACUUAUACCCAGAAAAUAAGCUUUUAUUCAAUGAUUGUAGAAUGUUGAAAAAAUAUGAAUAAAGAUUACGUACAAGAAAA
Molecule: messenger RNA, 7742 nt
Organism: Danaus plexippus (monarch butterfly)
Lineage: Eukaryota; Metazoa; Arthropoda; Insecta; Lepidoptera; Nymphalidae
Gene: Mgtor
Product: nucleoprotein TPR
Exons: 15
Coding region: 24-6833 (2269 amino acids)
Biological process (GO): mRNA export from nucleus; protein import into nucleus
Cellular component (GO): nuclear pore
Molecular function (GO): structural constituent of nuclear pore
Source: RefSeq, a predicted model, not a curated record